CGCAACGAGCUCAGCCGCUCAGUCCGCGCUGAUCCUCCACUGAAGACGCACGCCGCGCCGGCUUAUCUCUUCUGCCGCCCGCCAGCAACCUCGUCUUAUCUUCAUGUCUUGUUCUCAGAGGAUGACUUCUCACGCCCCCCGUGUCUCCGCGCUUCUGGCGGUCUGUCUCUGUCUCUUCGUCUGCGUGGACGCGGCUCGACUUCCUCUUCGCACUCCAGUCUAUAUCGAAAACGAGAACUCACUUUCUCCAGUAGCCAAAUAUGGUGCUCCUGCGGUGUAUGAAGUGCGAGACUGGGCGAGGAUCAAGAACAGUGGUCCUCGUAUGAACCGUGUGUCACUCGGGGGUCGUAUAGAGCUGGAGUGUGAGGCCAAUGGCAGUCCACCCCCGAGCGUACAGUGGUUCCACAAUGCUGCUCCUGCAUCUCAGGAGAUGGAUGAGAACAACAGUAUCGGAGGUCUUCGUCUCGGCACUGUGAGAUCUCGGCUGGUGAUAGACUGUGCAACUCCUAGACACCAGGGCACCUAUACCUGUGUCGCCACUGCAGGCACUGAGACCGUUAUAUCUCAACCCUCCCUCGUCAUGGUCCAAGGUAACAACGCAUCAGGCCUGCUGUCUUCCUGCGAUCAGGACAGUGCUUCCCCACCCCGCAUCCUCACCUGGAACCCCAACACCAUGGAGACCAUAGGUAACGACGUGGUGCUGCCCUGCAUCUCCACAGGCAAUCCUCGGCCACGACUCUACUGGAUUGACUCUCAGAACAGUAUCAUUAGCUCACGGAGCGAGGGCCAGAGUAACGACAGAUACAAGAUCCUGGAUUCUGGAGAUCUGCUGAUUUCGACUGUCCGUUGGUCAGACAUGGGACAGUUCACCUGCGUUGUCGAGAGUCCUCUGGGUAGAGACUCUGUCACGACAUUCCUCUAUCCCAUGGCUAAGGAUCGUUAAGAAACAAACCUUGCAUUAUGGUGGAUUCAGCCAGCAUGGAGAUUAAGAAGAAAUUAAGCUAAUUUUGACAUUUUGUCCAUCUAGUCACAUUAUGAUUGUAUGAGUUUUAGUAUUUAUAUAAACCAUUAGGUACUUAUAACAUGAGUUCCCAUUUUUAAGUCUGCUAAGUCUUAAUGUUACUUAAUAAUUUCAACUACGAAUUAAUUCCUACAUUGAAAUUUUCCUAGUAUUAGAUUUUUUACGUAAUUUUUUAUUUCAUAGUAGUAGAUACUGCAGUUUUGUAUUCAUUAUUUAUUAAUUUAUUUUAAGGUCUAGUGGUGCAAACUGAACUCGCUAGGGCAGGUGCGGAUGUUGUUGUGUGCAUGUAUCAACUUGUCAAUUGAUGUCAAUUUUGUAAGUUUAUUUUGUGUACCGUCUAUUUUUAUAUGUAAGGCACAGAUUAUAAAGCAGUAUUUUAAAUUAAAUAAGGAGAGUUGUUGUGAUGAGUGUUAUUUUUGUUGAAGAAGCAUUUAUUUUGGA
Messenger RNA from Homalodisca vitripennis (glassy-winged sharpshooter), 1462 nucleotides. RefSeq names its product neural/ectodermal development factor IMP-L2 (gene ImpL2). Gene Ontology annotation, molecular function: cell-cell adhesion mediator activity. NCBI's taxonomy places the organism in Eukaryota, Metazoa, Arthropoda, Insecta, Hemiptera, Cicadellidae. Bases 104 to 943 code for a protein of 279 amino acids. The transcript has 7 exons. The record is from RefSeq and is a predicted model, not a curated record. Gene Ontology annotation, biological process: homophilic cell-cell adhesion; dendrite self-avoidance; axon guidance. Gene Ontology annotation, cellular component: plasma membrane; axon.